This is a messenger RNA of Gasterosteus aculeatus aculeatus (three-spined stickleback), 2565 nucleotides long. It is a transcript of the gene asb4, whose product is annotated as ankyrin repeat and SOCS box containing 4. NCBI's taxonomy places the organism in Eukaryota, Metazoa, Chordata, Actinopteri, Perciformes, Gasterosteidae. Gene Ontology annotation, cellular component: cytoplasm. Gene Ontology annotation, molecular function: protein binding. The record is from RefSeq and is a predicted model, not a curated record. Gene Ontology annotation, biological process: intracellular signal transduction.
CUCAGUAGACUGACUCCAGAUCAGCCAGUCAGCUGUAGCUCUCCUGCCCCUCCCCCCCCCCGCUCUAUUUUUACUCAGCCUAAUUUCACUCCAGGCCUAUUUUUCUCCCCUCUUGACGGCUCCCUUAUAUCACUUGUUGCCUCACUUCAUAUUUGCUUUUUUUCCCCUCAAACCUCAUCUGUUGGCUGGACCUAAUGGAGGCCUUCCAGGUUGGGUAUGACUGACACCUUUAAUAUUCCCAUUAGUGCGUUUAUUUCCAAUGCCCUCCACGUUGCGUGGAGAGCGUUAGCGUCGAUUGGCUUUGGAGCGCCACACGGGGAGCGAGGCCCUUCUUUCACUGAGCUCAUGGAGGAGUCGAGCGCCACACAGCUGUCUGUGAAGCAGCUGAAACGACGGUUCGCGGAGGCCCUGCAGGCCGACGACGCCCACGAGGUGAUGCAGAUUCUGCACACUGGGAAACUAGACGUUGACACUGUGCUGGAGGUGGAGGACCCCGGCAUGGUGCUGGCCUCAUACAAGCAAGGCUACUGGCUCCCAGGCUACAAACUGGAGACGUCCUGGGCGAACGGCAUCCACGUGUGCGUGAUGCACAACGCCGUGGAAACGGCACUGGUGCUCCUCCGGGAAGGUGCGGCCGUCAAUCGGACGCCCAACGGGAUGACGCCGCUGCACGUGGCCUGCGAGCUCUCCAACGGGGACUGCGUCGCCCUGCUCUUGGCCCACGGGGCCAAAGUCAACAGCCCGUCUCUGAGCGGACACACGCCGCUGCACUACUGCGUCAACGGGGCGUCCGUGGACUGUGCCGAGCAGCUCAUCCUCAAAGGUGCCAAUGUUGAUACGGCCAGCCAGAACAAUGAGGAGGACACGCCUUUACACACGGCGGCCAGAUUUGGCGUUCCGGAGCUGGUGGCCCUCUACUUGGAGCGCGGCGCCUCUGUGAAUGCGGUGAACUCGCUGCAGGAAACGCCGCUGAUGACCGCGUGCUUCUGGGCCUUCGACUCCAAAGAGCAAAACUACAGCCAAGAUCACCACCUCGUCUGUCGCCUCUUGCUGGACCACCAGGCGGAUCCCAACCUCAGAGAAGAGGACAACAAAACCGCUCUCCACAAAGCGGCCUGGAACUGCGACCACGUGCUGAUGCAGAUGCUGCUGGAGGCCGGGGCAGACACCCAGGCAAUGGACAUCAACGGCUGUGCCCCUAUUCAGUACGUGCUCAAAGUGACCGGGGUCCGGCCCAUGGCCGUACCCGAGCGCUGCUACCAGCUGCUGCUCAACCACAACGCGGCGCGGAUCUACCCGCCCCAGUUCCACAAGGUGCUGCAGGCGUGCUACGACUACCCUGCGGCGGUGGAAAUAAUGGUCAACUCUUAUGAACGCUUGAAGCCCACAAAGAAGUGGAGGGCCGCCAUUCCUGAUGACUGCUACAAGCGACACAAAGACUUCUACGACUCGCUGUUCGCCGUUUGCACCGACGCUCCUCGAAGCCUGCUCCACUUGACCAGAUGCGCCAUCAGAGCCGGCCUGGCUGGCUUCUGCCACGCAGGUGUGGCACAGCUGCCGCUGCCACUUCCUAUGAAGAAGUACUUACUGCUGGAACCCGAGGGGGUAUUAUACUGAUGACAGAUUAAAAGACCCCUUUGUUUCCCGUCUGCUGACUAUAGAAAGCAAACAUUCUGCAAGUUGGAGCUGGUACUGACAGGCGUGUCUUUUUAUAUUUUGGCUCAUCAUUCCUACAGAGGACUUUGUCUGGAACACGCAAGAAAUCCUUCCUUGACAGUACGGAAAGAAAAUAAUUUGCAACUUGUCUUUGCAUCACAUGACUACGGGAAGGAAAAAUGAGAAUAUUUGUUGACUGGGUCACACGGAAGCACCAACUGUAUUUCACACUGUAUUUCUCAUCAGAUGAGGAACUGAGCAUCAGGUAAAUACAAUUAGUCUCUCCAUCACAGUGUUAGCCCACAUCCCCCUGGCAGCCAGCCUUAAUGCUUCCUCUCGAGUUAAUGCGCUAAUGACACCCCCUUAUUUGCUGAACAAACACUCGACAAAGCCCUCCACAACCAGUGCUUGUUAUUCCAGUCGGCUGCACAUGAAGCCAUGUAUAUUGACCACUUUCAUACAAUAAUGAAAUUUCACAUUUCUCGCUAAGCAGAGUCCACUGCGCAGUGAUGUUGAAUCUGAUACUCAGGGCAGUGAAAUAGCAACAGAUUUGUUUGGUAAAGACACAGUGUAAUAAUGUUGUAUAAACUUGUCUGUUCUUUGUUGACACAGCGGGUCCAGCGGCGUGUUAUUCUUAGAGCAGGUUGGUACAUGCGAGCGGGUUUUCCGGCUCACGGUCGCUGCUCUGAAAUGCUUUCGUUCGGUGCUUUGUGUUGUUGGUGGAGAAAUGAACUGGAAGCUUCAGGAAACGUUACAAGACGAAUGCUGAAUUAGGAGGAUCAAGGAACUUAAGCUUUUUAUUCAUCUCCAAUAACACAGCAGACACAUAUUCAAGACAUUCAAGAUAUUUGUUCUUUUUCUGCAAAUCCGAAAUCCGGGUAAAUGUUUCAUGUCAGUGACCGUCUCAAA